Messenger RNA from Thlaspi arvense, 1348 nucleotides. Lineage: Eukaryota; Viridiplantae; Streptophyta; Magnoliopsida; Brassicales; Brassicaceae. The record is from the annotation of a GenBank genome assembly.
GAGACGACGAGCAAAGAGGAAUCGAUCAGAAAGCAAGUUUGACGGCAAUGCCGCUUUCACCGUCGGCGGUUUUCAUGCCUUCACAGACAACUACGCAAGCGCCUAACUACGAAAGCAAGUUUGUCCUCUCUAAUCUUCUUCGCUAUGUUACAAACUAUUUCUGUAAAACUCUGACUGCUACUGAUACAAGCACUCAUGGAGAUUUCUCUGUGCCUCGCCGACCUACUGAGAAAGUUUCCCCUCCCUUGGAUUACUCUCACAAGCUUCCAGCUCGAGAGGUAAUGGUGAGGGAUCUGCACGAUAACAAGUGGAAAUUCUGGCAUAUUUUCCGAGGCCAACCAAAGGGACACCUCCUUAAUACAUGUUGGAGCGUGUUUGUGAAUACUAAAAGGCUUGUCACUGGUGAUUCUGUGCAUUUCAUCUGGAACGAUAAGAAUCAGUUACUUCUUGGUAUAAGACGAGCCAGCCGGCCACAAACUGUCAUGCUUUCAUCUGUUUUGUUAACUGACACUCAUGUAGCUGCUACAAACAGCCGAUUCACCAUCUCCUAUAACCCGAGAUACGGUUUUGAGAUCCCAUAUGAAUGCACAUUCGUGUUGGCGAGUCCAUCAGAGUUUGUAAUACCUCUAGCUAAGUACGUGAAAGCGGUUUAUCACACUUGUGUCUCUGUUGCUGAAUGUCCUAAAGAAUCUUUAUUUAAUGUCAAGUACAUGGAUACAAUAACUGGCAUUUGUGAUCUGGAUCCUACUCCUUCGACUAACUCUCAUUGGUGGUCUGUUGGAUCGGAUAAGUUGACUGGAGGAGAGAGGCAACCAAGGGUCUCCUUGUGGCAGAUUGAGCCUUUAACAACAUUCCCAAUGUAUCCUUCUCCUUUUCCUCUCAGGCUGAAACGUCCAUUGCUUCCUGGUCUCCCAUCGUUCCAUGGUCUUAAAGAAGAAGAUAUGCGUAUUGGUAUGAGCUCGCCGCUUAUGUUUGUGUUGUUGUCUCUGCUUUCUCCAUGGAUGAGAGUUUCAACUUUGGAAGCUUUGCGGGAAUGGCGUAGAUGUUUGGAGGACUCUAUUUCGUUCUUAGAACAGAGUUUGAUCUUGAAAAGCCUCCCUUGCAUUAAAAGCCUUCUUUUCUUAAUGUUCAUGUGAAUAUAUUUUAGGUUUAAAGAAAGUAAGAUCAGAUUUACAACAGAUAAAAGAACCAUAUAGAAUAGAUGUAUCCCGUCUUACUAUGUAUACGGUAGUAUAUGUGUGUUUGUGAUAUAAAAAUAGCUGGUCAUAAAAAAGAUCCCAUAGAGGUGAAGGGAAAAAAAAAACCUAAACGAGUUAUUUAAUAAAUAUUUUUAUAUUAUCAUCGACAA